This is a messenger RNA of Parnassius mnemosyne (clouded apollo), 762 nucleotides long. The record is from the annotation of a GenBank genome assembly. NCBI's taxonomy places the organism in Eukaryota, Metazoa, Arthropoda, Insecta, Lepidoptera, Papilionidae.
AUGGAAAUAGACACUGGCUCAGCGUUGUCGUGUAUUAGUAAAGCCACGUAUGAAGAUACAUUUAAUCAUUUACCAUUAUUACCAUGUGAUUUAGCACUAACCUUUUAUGAUGGAACAAAAAUAAAGCCACUAGGUUACUGCGAGGUUAAUGUGACAUAUGGGCGGUCUAGCAAAGUUUUAGACUUAUAUGUUAUUAAUAACGGUACUACUACUUUAUUAGGCAGACAUUGGUUGUCAGAACUUGAUAUCAGCGUACCAAAAUUUAAUGUAAACAGGUUAAACGAAUCAGCCAUGAAUGUAUCUUAUGCCGUAAAUGAAUUGUUUUUCAGCUAUGCUGAGUUGUUCGACGGCGGGCUGGGGCGCUUCACGGGUGGGCGGGCUCGGCUGGCGGUGCACGCGGACGCGGCCCCGGUGUUCUGCCGCGCGCGGCCGCUGCCCUACGCGCUGCGGGAGCGCGUGGACGUCGAGCUGGACGCCAUGCUGCGCGCGGGCGUCAUUGAGCCCGUCGAGUGCUCGGACUGGGCGACUCCUCUCGUUAUUGUCAAUAAAUCGGAUGGAGCUAUUCGGAUAUGCGCGGAUUACAAGGUAACCCUCAAUCGUGUCUUAUCUGUCGACAAGUACCCAGUGCCUAAAAUUGACGACUUAUUGUCGCAAUUAGGGGGAAGUAAAUUUUUCAGCAAAAUAGACUUAUCACAGGCAUACAAUCAGAUCGAGCUUGACGCUACCAAAAAGUACACAGUAAUUAACUUGUUUUCGGCUUAG